Molecule: messenger RNA, 1368 nt
Organism: Morchella sextelata
Lineage: Eukaryota; Fungi; Ascomycota; Pezizomycetes; Pezizales; Morchellaceae
Exons: 5
Coding region: 1-1368 (455 amino acids)
Biological process (GO): methylation
Cellular component (GO): cytoplasm
Molecular function (GO): nucleic acid binding
Source: RefSeq, a predicted model, not a curated record
AUGUCGAUACCAAUCCCCCUGAGCGACGACGAGCCGAUCGAGUGCCUGAUCCACUUUGCGCAGAUCCACGAGACAUUUCGAAAGGCGGAGAUUGACGCGCUGGCGGUGCUGCAUGGCAUUGAGGUUGUGUGGACGGGGUAUAGCGACGAUAGCCCCUACGCAACCCUCCUCCUCCCCUCGCGCGCCUCCGCGCGCACCCUCGUCUCCCGCAGCAUCCUGACAAAGUCCCUCUACGAGCUCUGGGCCACCGCCCCCACCCUGCCCUCCCUCCACGACACCAUCCGCCAGCGCACUUCGCACCUGUGGCCCGCCCUCUCCGCGCACCCCUUCAAAUUCACCAUCGAAACCUACAACGCCUCCCACACCGCCGCCGCCCAACUCGCCCUCAUCAACACCUUCUCCUACCUCCCCCUCACGGGCCCCAUCUCCCUCCACAACCCCACCACAACAUUCACCCUCCUCGAGUCCUACGCCCCCCGCGCCCCCACACCGCACACCCUCCACUUCGGCGUCCGCCUAUCCGCCGGCGCCCGCAACCUCCCCGACACCUACGACCUCAAGAAGCGCACCUACAUCGGCACAACCAGCAUGGACGCCGCCCUCUCGCUCAUCACCGCCAACCUCGCCCUCGCCGCGCCGGGCAAGCUCGUCUACGACCCCUUCGCCGGCACCGGCUCGUUCAUUGUCGCCGCCGCCGCCUUCGGCGCCUCCACGUGGGGGAGCGACAUUGACGGGCGCCAGAUCCGCGGAAAGCCAGCCGGCCCGGGCGUGAGGGAUAAUUUCGUCCAGUAUGGGCUGGUGGGCGGCUAUGUGGAUGGGUUUGUGAGCGACUUGACCAACAGCCCGGUUGCGGCGAGGAGGUUUCUGGAUGCGGUUGUGUGUGAUCCGCCGUAUGGCGUGCGCGAGGGGCUGAAGGUGCUGGGAUCGCGGGAUCGCGAGAAGGGGCGGGAGGCGGUGGUGCGGGAUGGGGUGUUGAGGCACCUGCAGCCAGACUACGUGCCCCCCAAGCGGCCAUACAGCUUCACGGCCAUGCUCGGCGACAUCCUCGCCUUCUCGGCCGCGCGCCUGGUCGACGGCGGGCGCCUGUGCUUCUGGAUGCCGACGGCCAACGAGGACUUUGUCGAGGGCAUUGACAUCCCGACGCAUCCGCAGAUGGAGCUCGUGUGUGUGUGUGUGCAGGUGUUUAAUAAGUGGUCGCGGAGGCUAUUAACGUAUUCGCGGAAACCCGGGAAUGAGGGUCUGGAGGGCGUGGCGCCGGUGAAGGAGACUCGGGAGGAAGGUGCUGCGGAGGGGGCGCCGAGGAAGGCGACGGCUGAUGAGUUGAAUAAUUUUAGGAAGAAGUAUUUCGAGGGCUUCCGGCCUUCGUGA